Molecule: messenger RNA, 2225 nt
Organism: Poecilia reticulata (guppy)
Lineage: Eukaryota; Metazoa; Chordata; Actinopteri; Cyprinodontiformes; Poeciliidae
Gene: rbm39b
Product: RNA binding motif protein 39b
Biological process (GO): mRNA processing
Cellular component (GO): nucleus
Molecular function (GO): RNA binding
Source: RefSeq, a predicted model, not a curated record
AAGAAGAAGACGAGGGAGACGGAAGGAGACCGUAAAGCCACGACCUGCCUCGAGUAGCUUCUAACAGCAGAAGAGGAAAAAGAAAAGGUUACAUAACUUCCAAACGUCUUAUUUCACUGCUGCUGUCUGUGUUUAAGAAGGGGAGACCCGCCGCCGCCAUUCUCGUCAGCAGCAUAUUAGCCGUGGUAUUCAGACUUUGGCCCAGCAUAUCCUCCAUUUCAGACGGAUCGAAAUGGCGGAUGAUUUUGACGUCGAGGCCAUGCUGGAAGCGCCUUACAGAAAGGAUGAGAACAAGUCCUAUCAUGCAAAUGGACACGAUGAACACGGCAAGAAGAAGAGAAGGAGUCGGAGUAGGAGCCGUAGUCCAGGCUCAAAGAAGAAGAAAAGCCGUAGCAGGAGCAAAGACAGGAAGAAGAGCAAGAAAAGAAGCAGGAGCAGAGAUAAAAAACGCAGCCGCAGCAAGGAGCGUCAUCGCAGCGGCUCCAGAAGCAGGGAUCGGGCUGGGCGCUACAAAGCACGCAAGAGCCCCACCAUUCGAAAACGUUCCAGAAGUCGAAGUCCCUUCAAAAAAGAAAAGAGUCCUGUUAGGCAACCGAUCGACAAUCUGACACCAGAGGAAAGAGAUGCCCGCACAGUUUUCUGCAUGCAGCUUGCUGCUAGAAUCAGAGCUCGUGACCUGGAGGAUUUCUUCUCUGCUGUUGGAAAGGUCAGAGAUGUAAGAAUCAUCUCUGAUAGAAACUCUCGGAGGUCAAAGGGUAUUGCAUACAUAGAAUUUGUGGAGUCGUCUUCUGUACCUCUGGCAAUUGGACUAACUGGUCAGAGGCUUUUAGGUGUGCCCAUCAUUGUUCAGGCAUCUCAGGCAGAGAAAAAUAGAGCUGCUGCUGCAGCCAAUAACCUACAGAAGGGCAGUGCAGGUCCAAUGAGACUUUAUGUGGGUUCACUGCAUUUUAACAUCACUGAAGAAAUGCUGCGAGGGAUUUUUGAACCUUUUGGAAAGAUUGAAGGAAUCCAACUCAUGAUGGACAGUGAGACUGGGAGAUCCAAAGGAUAUGGUUUCAUAUCGUUUGCAGAUGCAGAGUGCGCAAAGAAGGCGUUGGAGCAGUUGAACGGGUUUGAGCUGGCAGGACGUCCCAUGAAGGUGGGACAUGUCACAGAACGUUCAGAUUCUUCCACGGCUAGCUCUUUCCUGGACAACGAUGAGCUGGAGAGGACCGGCAUUGACCUUGGCACAACAGGCCGUCUGCAACUCAUGGCUCGGCUGGCAGAAGGAACUGGCUUGAAAAUCCCCCCUGCUGCUCAGCAGGCUCUGCAGAUGACUGGAUCCAUACCUUUUGGGGGCAUACCUCCUCCAGCAGUUCCUACUCCUGCGCCAAACCAAGCCUUGAACCUCCCAUCACAGCCGCUGGCCACACACUGUCUGCAGCUGUCCAACCUGUUUAACCCGCAGGCAGAAAAUGAUCCUAACUGGGCCUCUGAAAUCCAAGACGAUGUGAUUGACGAAUGCAACAAGCACGGGGGAGUCGUUCACAUCUAUGUUGAUAGGAACUCUCCUCAGGGUAAUGUGUAUGUGAAGUGUCCCUCAAUACCUGCAGCAAUGGCAACAGUAAAUGCACUUCAUGGACGCUGGUUUGCAGGUAAAAUGAUAACGGCUGCUUAUGUUCCUUUACCAACCUACCACAACCUUUUCCCAGACUCAGUAACGGCAAAGCAGCUUCUAAUGCCUUCACGUCGAUAGUCUGAGACGUGUUUUGGAAAUCUGUGUAAAUAAAUUUGUUUGCAUUUCAUAAAAAUCUCAAUUGAAGCAAAGAUGCAUCGAAAUUUAGUUGGCUGUGUACUGAUGAAGUGGCCUCACAUUUAUCAAGGUUUUUGUUUUUCCUUUUUUUGAAGUUGCUUUUCAGAUUUUGUGGUUUGUGUUGUAAACUACCACUGAAAAGUAAUCUGCAGAUAUCUAUUGGUCUGUACAUUUUUAAAUAUUGUCUUAUCUGCUUGUUAAACUCAGCCAUUUUAGAUUCAUUACCUUGAAGUUACAGAAUACUGUUGGGUUAAUUGACCUAAAAUGCUGAAAGUAUAUUGAUGUCAAUGGUAAUCCUUUGUAACUUUAUACAGCCAUAAUUUCUUUUGUAUGAAGGCUUCCAAUAAAUCUGGCAAACCUCAGUUCAUCCUUUGGUUCCCAUUUGAGUUUGUCAGGCCAGGUUCAAUUUGUGAUUAAAGUCUUAAUAGCAGCA